UCCUUUCUUCUUCUUCUUCUUCUUCAGUUAGGGUUUUGGGUUUGGUUUCUCGGACUGUGAGUACGAAGAAAGAACCGGUAACUGAAAUCUCGCGAAAAUGUCAGUGAUGCAACGAUACGGACGCAGCAAGAGCGUGGUGAAGCGAUCAAAGAAAUACUUGGAGGAAGCACUUUACCUUAAGCUUUUCAAAGAUGGUAGCUCCCAGCUCAGCGUUCGUCAGCAGCUCAACCAAUUCAUCACGAGCGGAAAGCGCGUUUACAAAUGGGAGGUUGGCGAUACCCUCAAGAAGCUUCGCAACCGCAAGCUCUAUCACCCUGCUCUCAAGCUAUCGGAAACCAUGGCUAAGAGGAACAUGAACAAAACCGUUAGUGACCAUGCUAUACAUCUUGAUCUGCUUGCAAAAGCUCGAGGUAUUGCUGCUGCUGAAAAUUAUUUUGUUAAUCUCCCUGAAUCUGCAAAAAAUCAUCUAUGUUAUGGUGCCCUUCUCAACUGUUACUGCAAGGAAUUGAUGACUGAAAAAGCAGAAGGUCUCAUGGAAAAGAUGAAGGAGCUUAGCCUUCCUUUAAGUUCCAUGUCUUACAACAGCCUUAUGACUCUAUACACAAAAGUAGGGCAACCGGAUAAGAUUCCGUCCAUCAUACAGGAAAUGAAGUCUAGCAAUAUUAUGCUAGAUUCUUACACAUAUAAUGUCUGGAUGAGAGCUCUUGCUGCUGUUAAUGAUAUUUCUGGUGUUGAAAGGGUUAUUGACGAGAUGAAGAGGGAUGGUCGAGUUGCUGGGGAUUGGACAACAUAUAGCAACUUAGCAUCUAUUUUUGUUGAUGCUGGCAUGUUUCAGAAGGCAGAAGUGGCACUUAAGGAAUUGGAGAAGAGAAAUGCUUGCAAAGAUCUUUCAGCUUACCAGUUUCUAUUAACAUUGUAUGGGCGAACAGGUAACAUAUAUGAGGUUUAUAGAGUCUGGCGUUCUCUUAGGCUGGCAUUUCCUAAAACUGCAAACAUAAGCUAUCUGAAUAUGAUUCAGGUGUUGGUUAACUUGAAAGAUCUCCCAGGAGCAGAAAAAUGUUUCCGGGAAUGGGAAUCUCGAUGCCCCACUUAUGAUAUUCGAGUUGUAAAUGCUCUGAUAGGGGCAUAUGUGAAAUUAGAUAUGCUUGAGAAGGCUGAAGAGCUCAAGGAGCGCGCUCGGAGGAGGGGAACUAAGCCUAAUGUUAAAACCUGGGAAAUCUUUCUGGAUUACCAUUUGCAAAAAGGAGACUUUAAGUUGGCAGUAGACUAUCUAGGCAAAGCAAUAUCAAUCGGUAGAGGGAAUGGUGAGAAGUGGGUUCCAUCAUCAGAGACAAUUGGUGUUAUGAUGAGGCAUUUUGAGCAAGAGAAGGAUGUUGAUGGUGCAGAAGAAUUUCUAGAGAUCUUGAAGAAAUCUGUGGAUUCUCUAGGGACGGAGGUGUUUGAAUCCUUGAUUAGAACCUACGCAGGUGCUGGUAGGACCAGUUCUUCUAUGCAACGGCGAUUGAAGAUGGAGAAUGUGGAUGUGAGUCAAGAAACCCAGAAGUUGCUUGAGGCUAUCUCUGUGGAGUGAUUCAUGAUACUUCCAUCCUUGAAGUCUCGAUUGCUGUAAAUUGAGAUGCUGUGAUUUUCUUCACAUUUUGCCUUGGCAAUAAAAUUUGGCAUUUCAAUUUAAACCUUUUGGAAGUGCGCAUGCUAAAUAGACCUUUGAGGGCCUCAUAUUUGGUUAUUAAAUUUUGAAAUGCUGCGGCGGCUGCAUAAAUUUGCCUCACUCUG
Messenger RNA from Gastrolobium bilobum, 1773 nucleotides. RefSeq names its product large ribosomal subunit protein mL101 (rPPR4). Gene Ontology annotation, cellular component: mitochondrion. NCBI's taxonomy places the organism in Eukaryota, Viridiplantae, Streptophyta, Magnoliopsida, Fabales, Fabaceae. The record is from RefSeq and is a predicted model, not a curated record. Gene Ontology annotation, molecular function: protein binding. The coding region runs from base 98 to 1570 and encodes 490 amino acids. The transcript is spliced from 2 exons.